This is a messenger RNA of Porites lobata, 936 nucleotides long. The record is from the annotation of a GenBank genome assembly. Lineage: Eukaryota; Metazoa; Cnidaria; Anthozoa; Scleractinia; Poritidae.
AUGAAUAAAGAGGAACUCAAUGCUUGCCUAAAAAGUUUUUAUACAUCCGCAAGAAAACAAGAUGGUCAAUUUUACAAGUCAUCUUCCUUGAAGGCAAUUCGUGCAGCCAUUGACAGGUACCUUCGCAUGCCUCCACACUCCAAACAGUUUUCUAUCGUUGCCGACCCUGCUUUUACCGAAGCAAACAAGAUCUUAGACGCAUUUGUCAAGGACCGAAGAAAAUCUGGAAAAAUUAGUGGUAUUGUGCAUAAAAAGGCCAUCUAGAAACAGCAAGUUGAGAAGCUCUUCCAAAGCGGUGAACUUGGUCCGGCAGACACCAAAGAUCCAGCACAGCUUCAAAGAACAGCGUGGUUCUACCUUGGCAUAUACUUCGGAAGACGUGGCAGAGAAAACCAGCGAGAUAUGAAACCUGCUAUGCUUGCCCUCAGAGCCACUCCACAAGGAGAAGAGUAUUUUGAGCUCAACAGAGAGUUUCCAGGGUCGUUGCCAGUGACGAAAAACCAUCAAGGUGGCCUUUCCGAUGCCGAAGAUGAGUCGGACGCGAAAAUAUUUGCUUCGCCAGAAUCUGCCAAAUGCCCGGUGAAAACCAUAAAAAAUUACUUGUCUCACUUGAAUCCUAAGUUAGAUUGCCUUUUUCAGCGUCCACGGGAAAAAGCAAGAAGCUUUAAUCCUGACGAAGAUAAAGUGUGGUACUGCAAUUCGCCACUUGGAGUCAACAGUCUAGAUUCGACGUUGAAGUUAAUGAGCUCUCGAGCAGGGAUCCAGCCUCACCUCACGAAUAAUUGCCUCAGGGCAACUUCGGUGACGUCUGUGAGACGAGGCACAUUAAAUCAGUCACCGGCCACAAGUCCGACCAUUCAAUCGAAAGUUAUAACGAUCGACCUUCCCUCGACCAGCAAAAGAAGAUGUCGGAAGCGCUCAGCUCCUUCCUUCAUG